Molecule: messenger RNA, 2628 nt
Organism: Chionomys nivalis (European snow vole)
Lineage: Eukaryota; Metazoa; Chordata; Mammalia; Rodentia; Cricetidae
Product: signal-regulatory protein beta-1-like
Exons: 6
Coding region: 41-1210 (389 amino acids)
Biological process (GO): positive regulation of phagocytosis; positive regulation of T cell activation
Cellular component (GO): plasma membrane
Source: RefSeq, a predicted model, not a curated record
AGCACAAACACUGAACUGAGCAAGCUCCUUAGCUCUCAACAUGCUUGACCUGGACUCCUGGCCUCACACUCCUCACGGUGUCCUGCUGCUGGCCCUACUGCUGGGACUCUCAGGAGCAGCUUCACGGGAGCUGAAGGUGAUUCAGCUUGAGAAAUCAAUUUUUGUCCCUGCUGGAGAGUCAGCCAUUCUGAACUGCACUGUGACCUCCAAGCUACCUGUGGGGCCCAUUAUGUGGUUCAGGGGCACAGGGCAGAGUCGACAACUAAUAUAUAAUUAUACAGGAAAGAGGUUUCCCAGAGUCACAAAUGUUACAGAUGCUACAAAGAGAAACAACUUGGACUUUUCCAUCCGCAUCAGUAAUGUCACAACUGCUGACGUUGGUACCUACUAUUGUGUGAAGUUUCAGAAAGCAGACUCUGACAAGGAGUUUCUGUCUGGGGGAGGCACAGUGCUGUAUGUCCUUGCUAAACCGUCUCCUCCCCUGGUCUUGGGUCCUGCAGCCAGAGUUGCUCCUGGGCAGACAGUGAACUACACAUGCAAGUCCCAUGGCUUCUCCCCUCGGAACAUCACAUUGAAGUGGUUCAAAGACAGAAAUGAGCUCCCUCACUUCCAAACUACUGUGAACCCCAAAGGAGAAAGCACCUCUUACAGUAUCUCCAGCACAGCACAGGUGGUGCUGAGUGCUGGGGAUGUCCACUCUCAGAUCACCUGUGAGGUGGCCCAUGACACCUUGCGAGAAGGCCCGCUUCGUGGAACUGCCAAAUUAUCUGACAUCAUUCGAGUUUCACCCACCCUGGAGAUCAGUGAGCAGCCAUCAAUGGUAUGGAAUCUGAUAGGUGUCACCUGCCAGGUGAAUAAGUUCUAUCCUUCUAAGCUUCGGUUGACCUGGAUAGAGAAUGGAAAUAUAUCCCAGAUAGAAGACCCUUCUACAUUCACUGUAAACAAGGAUGGAACCUACAGCUGGAACAGCUGGCACAUAGUGAAUGUAUCAGCCCAUGAGGAGGACAUAAUACUCACCUGCCAAGUUGAGCAUGAUCAACAGCCACUGGAAAUAAAAACUCACACUGUGAUGGUUAGUGCACGUCAGAGGGAACAAGAACUGAAGACAUCAGAUACUGCUGAAAUCCUUGUAGCUGUGCUCCUUGGACCCAAGCUGCUACUGGUGAUUGGUACCUCUGCCAUCUACAUGCACAAGAAGCAGAAGGCCUAAGUAUCUUCUCUUCAUCUUCUGCCACAUUGGACCCUGAAUAUCUGACAUCACCUUUCUUGAAAAGACUGAGACUAUGGUGAAAAGCUGUGGAAAUAUGCACAAACGUUUUCAUUACAAGGACACCUCCAACUCAGAAUUCCCUAUUGUUCCUCUGCAUAAGCAUUGAUAGUUCAGAGCUGUAAAGCUUUGAUUAUUGGAUUCUAUUUGGGGGGUUCUUAAUCUCAUUAAUAAGAGAAAUUUAAAAUGUACUCAAGUGAAAGUCCAAAGAUAAUCUGUUUAAGUUAUGAGGGAAUAUUCUAAGUUCAGGCAAGUAUACAACUCAGCAAUCUCACAGAGGAGGACCGUGGAAGAGUAAAGGGAGAAAUAUACUCAAACUGUUUAAAAAUCCAUGGAGGUCAGUCAUAUGAUGAACAAACUGCCACACGGUAUAAAGGGGGCACUUCUAGAAAAGGCAAAGGAGCCUAAAAUACCAGAAAAGUUAUACUUAGAUUCAGUGAGCAUCCAAAAUCCAAAUGAAAGAGACAAAAGAAAAAAGGAAAAGUUUUUCCUGUCUAAUCUGGCCACCGUGAGAUACACAGACCCAACUGGACCUCAGCAUAGCAUGUAGGGACUGCACUGGGUAGGGAGAAUUCUGGCAAUGAAAUGGGUAGUAAUAAUAAUAAGGAAAAGUUUUGACACAGAAUCUUACUAAAUAGCCUUAACAGUCCCAUAUAUUGCUAUGUAUACAAGGCUCAUUAAGAUCUUCUUGUCUCUGCUUCCAGAGUUCAGGGAUUGAAUGUGUGCUGCACCAUCAUGCCUCUCAAGGAAAAAUUAUUCUCCUUAUCCCUUUGUUUUGGUUUUAGAGGGUUCUAUGCCUAGGUGAUGGACCCUGCCCACCUGGAACACUGGGUCUCCACCCAGGCCACAGUUUCUGUUCUCUUAACCAUGAAUUUUCUUUAGUAAGCCUUUAUAUCUACACUAACAUCUUCCUGAAAUGGUAACCCUAAAAUUACUUUGGGAUGAGAUAAGCAUCAGAGCCUCUAAACACUUUCGUUAUCUCUGACCUUUGAAAAGAACAAGACUUCCAAGAGAUCCAAGGCCAUUUUGGGGCUUCUAGACAAAGAAGAAACUAGUUAUUUCUUAGAGGUCUUUUUGCCCUAAACAUCCGGUUCAGUUGCAACCUUUUUUUCUUUUUUAGCAUAAUUCAUGAUUGAUUAUAUGGGAAUUUUACAUCAUGCACCUUAAUCCUGCUCAUUUUUCAGUCUCUCCAUAUCUUCCCACCACCCUUGCAGAACUCUCCCUCCCUGAGAAGAAAACCCUUCAAAAAAGUAAUUAACUACACACCACCCAGAUCAAUGUAACCACAACAGUAUGUUUGCUCAACAUGGUCUCAUCCUCAUAGCCCUAGGUGGUAACAGGAGCCACACACAUCAAUUCAG